AUGCAUCAUAAAAAAAAGUGGUUGGUAUCCCUGACAUCUAUCUUUUUCCUUUCAGCACUAUAUCUGAAGAAAAGUUGUCAAGAUGGCACCAAGAUAUGAAUUAGCUGUUGGUCUCAACAGAGGACAUAAAACUACCACAAUCAGAGUUGCUAAAAAUAAGACAGAAAAAGAAAAAACUGUCAUUCUUCGACCAUCUAGAUUGAAAGGGAGACAAACUAAACACAGCAAAUUUGUCAGAGAUUUAAUCCGUGAAGUAACUGGUCAUGCUCCUUAUGAAAAACGUGCUAUGGAAUUGCUCAAAGUAUCAAAGGAUAAGCGUGCAUUGAAGUUUUUGAAAAGAAGGUUGGGCACUCAUAUUCGUGCUAAGAGGAAACGUGAAGAACUUGGAAAUAUUCUUGUACAAAUGAGGAAAGCUGGCGCCCAUCAUUAAUUUAAUAAUAAAUUAAUGUAUUUCAUAAGAAUAUUAUUAAAAAAUAUUCA
Messenger RNA from Polistes dominula (European paper wasp), 480 nucleotides. RefSeq names its product ribosomal protein L36 (gene RpL36). Gene Ontology annotation, biological process: translation. Gene Ontology annotation, molecular function: structural constituent of ribosome. Lineage: Eukaryota; Metazoa; Arthropoda; Insecta; Hymenoptera; Vespidae. The record is from RefSeq and is a predicted model, not a curated record. Gene Ontology annotation, cellular component: ribosome.